AUGAACACAGACUAUUGGCAACUCUCAGGCGCCUUCGGCCUCUGGGUCCGCGCCGGCAUCCGAAUCCUCCAAUUCGCCUUCGCCAUCGUCACGAUAGGCCUCUACGCCGCCACCCUCGGCUCCUGGAAUACCCUCCCGACGCAAAACCUCGGCAGGACAAACUGGAUCUUUGCCCUCGUCCCGGCCGUCCUCUCGGCGCUGACGUGCGCCUACCACGUCUUCGCAACAGUCACGCACGCCGCAUGGUCCGUAUGGGAUUGUGGGCUGGCCGUCCUAUGGGCCGCGCUAUGUGGUCUGUCCUCGUCUAUCGUCGUGGGCAGCAAAGGGAAGGGUGAUGUCUCGGGCGAUGUCAAGUCGAGACUUGCUGCUGGGGCUUGGAUCGCGGGGAUUAGCAUGCUGUUGUGGCUGUUGAGCUCCAUUCACGGGUGUGCGUACUGUUGCGCGUCGAGGAAGAUGAAGAGGACGGUGAAGAAGCAGGAGACGGAAGGAGAUAAGCUUGAAUUGUAG
Molecule: messenger RNA, 507 nt
Organism: Colletotrichum phormii
Lineage: Eukaryota; Fungi; Ascomycota; Sordariomycetes; Glomerellales; Glomerellaceae
Exons: 1
Coding region: 1-507 (168 amino acids)
Cellular component (GO): membrane
Source: RefSeq, a predicted model, not a curated record